Messenger RNA from Scatophagus argus, 3232 nucleotides. Its product is annotated as olfactory receptor 11A1-like. Bases 1641 to 2585 code for a protein of 314 amino acids. Gene Ontology annotation, biological process: G protein-coupled receptor signaling pathway. Gene Ontology annotation, cellular component: membrane. Lineage: Eukaryota; Metazoa; Chordata; Actinopteri; Scatophagidae. The transcript has a single exon. Gene Ontology annotation, molecular function: G protein-coupled receptor activity; olfactory receptor activity. The record is from RefSeq and is a predicted model, not a curated record.
UAGAGUUUAACAUGAGUCUUCUUGGUGUGCAUAUGGACCAAUGAUAAUAUUAGAUUUUAUAGAUUUGUAAACUUUUAGCUGGUUUAAAGUUGUACUCAAACAUCAAGCAGACACAAACAGAAGUCAUUGUGAUAAUUAGAUGUACCAAAGUCAAUAAAACACUCUUAGUCAUUACAAAACAGAGCUUAUGGUACUGUGUGAAACCUUGCAUUCAUGCUGACCUGCUGUCGUCAUGCUUGAGUUCAUCUGAGAGGAAACUCUGCUCCUCUUUUAAACUUUCAUGGUGGACGCCCACAGUGGCAGACUGACCUCAUUAUCUAAGGUCCUGCUGAUUCAUACUGAUGUUUAUUUCAUGUCAGGAAGAAAAAAGAUGAGCUAAUAUUUUGAAGCUGUGACAUGAACAAAGAAUGUUGGUGACCACUUGGUUUGGUUUCCUAAUGCUGUUGUGGAAAAAGAUCUCCUUGAGUCUGAUGAAGAGAACAACUGAAAUAAACUAGUGCAUUUAGACACAGAGUCACGCUCCUGCAGGAGGGCUAACAGUUCCAGACUGACUGACUGACUGGGCAGUUGAGAGCAGGAUGUAUGUGUCGUAUGUGGCUGUGUGAGCUUGAGGAUGAUAAGCAGGAAUAGAGCAGGAAUAUUCAUGGAAUUUCAGCUCCUUUAAUGUCCUCAACUGUCCCAAAUUUUGUAUCAAAAGGGGAUUUCACGGGCAGGAUUUGUUCAGGAUGAAAGCUGUUCCCAGGGUUAGAUCAUCAUCAAAUAACUAAUUGAACUAAGCAAACUGAUCAGAAAAAUGAACGACUGAACAAACAUCAGCAUGAUAAGAACUACCAAAAAUGACAGAAACGUCUUUGGGAAAUUUUUAUUUGAUGUGUACAUUUGAGUUUGGUUCAUCAUCCCUUCUGCUAAUGUGGAGGGGGAGGAGUUUAUGAGCUGUACUGCAGCCAACCACUAGGGGGCAUCCAGAAGUUCUGCCUUCACUUUUGGGGACCUCUCAUGUCAUCCAUCUUUAUUUACUUUCAGUGGGUUCUUCAUUUAAGUAAAAGUAGUCUUGCAUUCAAAAUGUUACUUCAGUAAAGUGUCUGAGUAUUAUCAGAAAAAUCUACUAAAGGAAUCAAAAGCGAAAGUUCUCGUUCACCUCUAACCAGCGGCCAGUAAACUACAGUAUGUACACAGGUGCAAUCGUAACAUCGGCUGUAUGUGCAGUCAGCCAUGUAAUUGUGAAAGGAGGAGGAAACCACUGCCACUCCUUUUUUGCUCAUAUUAGCGAGACAUGACUAUCAAUCACUGAGACUUUUUCAGAUGAGGUCACGCUUUUUGAAAUAGAGUAUGAACUCACUUUGGUUGGGACUCGCAGCACAGGUGCACCAGGACAGCAGGUGAACCACAACAAACUGUUUUUCUAGUCUGAUAAUUAUACUGACUUUGAAAGGGUAAUGAUAGAUCUGCCGUUGUUUUGUCCAGUCGUAUUCAUUAUAAUGAAUCAGUUUUAAACUACUAUGCUGACCUCACUUUGUAUGUGCUUGAUGUUUAGGCUGCACACGCAGGCAUUUGAAACAGACAUAAUCAAGCCACCAGUUAAAUCUACCACAAAAAUGUAAUGAAAUUGUUGCUUUUGUGUGCACAGCGAAUUUGUUUUGAUGCAGAGGAGGCUCAUGUUAAACUCUACACAAGUUUUUUAUUUCACACUGGCCGCAUACUUUGACACCGGGCUGUUGAAGUACUUAUAUUUCAUGAUUUUUAUGUCUCUGUAUAUUUUUGUUCUUUGCUCCAAUCUCCUGCUCAUUGUGGUUAUCUGCAUGAACAGAAGCUUACAUGAACCUAUGUACAUUUUCCUGUGCAGCCUGUUUGUAAAUGAACUGUAUGGUAGUACAGGGUUGUUUCCAUUCCUGCUGGUUCAGAUCCUCUCUGACGUUCACACUGUUUCUGCUUCACUUUGCUUCCUGCAAGUUUUCUGUGUGUACUCUUACGGAGCUGUAGAAUAUUUAAACUUAGCCGUCAUGUCUUAUGACAGAUAUCUCGCGAUCUGUCAUCCUCUGCAAUACAACACACGUAUGACACACAACAGAGUUGCCUUGCUUAUUGCUCUAACGUGGUUUCUCAUAUUCCUUGUGAAUUUUCUUACAGUGCUUUUGAUUGUUCCUUUACAGCUGUGCGGGAACAUCAUUAACAAAGUGUAUUGUGACAACUACUCCAUUGUAAAACUGGCCUGCUAUGACACCACAGCUAAUAACAUCUAUGGACUGGUUGUUAGUGCCUGCUCAGUCUUUGGGCCUCUAAUUUUAAUCUUUUACACGUACAUGAAGAUUUUUAAAGUUUGUUUUUCUGGCUCUAAACAGACCAGACGAAAAGCUGUCAGUACCUGCACACCUCACCUGGCUUCUCUGAUUAACUUUUCGUUUGGAGCUUGUUUUGAAAUACUGCAGAGCAGGUUCAACAUGAACAGAGUACCAAAUACACUGCGAAUCUUUUUGUCUUUAUACUUUCUCACCUGCCCGCCGCUCUUCAACCCUGUAAUGUAUGGCCUGAAACUGUCAAAAAUCCGACUCACAUGUAAAAGCCUGAUUACAAAUGGACGCUAUUAGCAUUAGCAGCCACCGAACUGUGCACUGUAUUAGAAUUUGAAACAUAACGUACGUCGUUCAUACUUCAGUCUAUUAUGCAUUUGUAAAUACAGAGACUUGAUGUCCACAAUAGUAAUGCUGCAGCUGUACAGUUUAAUGUUGUGCUGGAUUUGAGAAAUGAUCUGAAGCAGAAUGGAAAUCAAUUUAGUUUUAAGUAAGACAGUGUCCGAGCAGUAACCAACAUAAACAAAUAGAAUUAAGCCGUUUUCUUGACUUGCAGCGUAAUAGUUUCGGAACGUUUCAGUGGAGGUCAGUUGAGACAGAGGUCAAAUCUUUUGAGUUUUCACACAUCAGGCAGGUGAGGCCAGGUACAGGUGUCCUUUGUGCACUUUGUGUUUGCUUUAAAGUUACUGAACGUCAGUUCUGCCUCUGGGUCUGCAUCCUCUCAAAAUCAUGCCAGAUAUGGCUACAAUAAGAAUUAGACAUCACAUAUUUAUGUUUGUACAAGAUGUUGUUUCUUAAGGUCGUCCUGCUUGGAGGACAGAGGGAGCAUCGACUGUAACAAGAGUUAAAAACCUCAUCCCAGUUGCCUAAAUGACCAUGAAAGACUCAUCAGCUCUAGCACCUCCUCACUAAGUUUGUUAAAUCCUUUUUUCCCUGUUUUUGCG